UUGCUAAAUGCUUCCUACCAAUAUUGUCUAUCCUUUCUUGCUACAUAACUAGCAGGGUGACAGUUUUGGAUGCCAGCCAAACAUGACAGAAAACAAAAUUUACACUUGCAAUAAUGCUCAGUGACACUUGUUAACAUGUAAUUUGCUAAUAUUGUACUAGACAGCAAAAAAAAAAAACUGCUCUGCCUCUUCCACAGUGACAUAACAAGCCACUGGGGGAAUUUACCAGCAUCCAAAGAAGAUGUUAGGGACACAGAUUAUAGCUUUCCUCUUCUGUUUUUGUGGAAUAGCAGCGAUUAUUGCAGCCACGGCCUCGAAUGAAUGGAAAGUGACCAGCAGAGCUUCAUCGGUGAUAACAGCAACAUGGGUCUUCCAGGGACUCUGGAUGAAUUGCGCGGGGAAUGCGCUGGGGGCUUUCCACUGCAGACCUCAUCUCACGAUCUUCAAUAUAGAGGGUUACAUCCAAGCCUGCAGAGGACUGAUGAUCGCGGCCGUCUGCCUUGGCUUCUUUGGCUCCAUAUGUGCACUGGUCGGGAUGAAAUGUACCAAAGUUGGAGGCUCCGAUCAGACGAAAGCUAAAAUUGCUUGCUUAGCCGGGCUGAUUUUCAUCCUUUGUGGGCUGAGUGCUAUGACUGGCUGCUCUUUGUAUGCAAACCGAAUCACCUCUGAAUUCUUUGACCCUACGUUUAUUGCACAAAAGUACGAAUUAGGAGCUGCUUUGUUCAUUGGAUGGGCAGGAUCAUCUCUUUGCAUAAUAGGUGGCAGUAUAUUCUGUUUCUCAAUGGCUGAAAACAAUAAAACUCCAAGGAUGGGAUAUGUGUACAACACAGCAGCCUCUGCAGUAUCUACUCGAACAAAGGCCUACAAGGACUCAACAGAUUUUAUAACGCCCAAAGCCUCUCCAAAGCACUUCGACAAAAAUGUUUAUGUGUAAGAGAGAUGGUUCCAAGAGUCCUAGUUUUAUAAAUCACAUUUGUGCUGUUCAUUCACAGAAUAAUUUUUAGAAAGGUGCUGGUGUUAUUAGCACCAGGGAUAAGAAUAUUUUAUAAAUGAACUUUUGCCUACUUGUUGUAAAUUUAAGAUUUUAUACUGCUGUGCAUAAAUUAUAUCUGUAAAUCAUUUGCUAUUUUUGCUUUCUGUAAAAAAACCUUUACAAAUAAAGUUAAGUCAUAUUGGCUGUG
Molecule: messenger RNA, 1181 nt
Organism: Eublepharis macularius
Lineage: Eukaryota; Metazoa; Chordata; Lepidosauria; Squamata; Eublepharidae
Gene: CLDN10
Product: claudin 10
Exons: 5
Coding region: 242-934 (230 amino acids)
Biological process (GO): bicellular tight junction assembly; cell adhesion
Cellular component (GO): plasma membrane; bicellular tight junction
Molecular function (GO): structural molecule activity
Source: RefSeq, a predicted model, not a curated record